This is a messenger RNA of Plectropomus leopardus (leopard coralgrouper), 4017 nucleotides long. RefSeq names its product amyloid beta precursor protein binding family A member 1a (gene apba1a). The record is from RefSeq and is a predicted model, not a curated record. NCBI's taxonomy places the organism in Eukaryota, Metazoa, Chordata, Actinopteri, Perciformes, Serranidae. Gene Ontology annotation, cellular component: cytoplasm; plasma membrane; dendritic spine. Gene Ontology annotation, biological process: chemical synaptic transmission. Gene Ontology annotation, molecular function: amyloid-beta binding; protein binding.
UGAGGCAGCGGCGGAGCGGACCCGCAGCCUGCAGCAACAUCGCUGCUGAUAGCAGGGUGGACUUCAGAAGAAAACCUCAUCACAGAAUCUAAACCCACCGCUGUCAGCGCACACCCGAUAACUCAAGGCUCUUCCCAGAAACCUUUGCCCUGACAUCACAGAGGCGCCUGCUGAUGACGGACUACUGAAACCUUUUCUGACACAACUCAACCAACCCGAACCAGACCGCCAUGAACCCCCAGGAGAUGGAGCUUGGUCAGGAGGUUAUGGAAGAGGCUGAUGCCGCUCCUCGACAUCGCCACAACAACCAUAACAGCCGAUCCCGUAACCACAGCAACCAGGAAAAGCGCUACAGACGCUGUGAAGCCCCUGCUGGGAGUAGUGCGGGAAGCAGAGCCAGGGUGCCACAGCAGCGCCGGCCACAGGAGGAGCAAGACAUGGAGCUUCAACAUGGAGCUCAGUCUCCACAGCCUCAGCAGCCCCAGCCCAUACCCCGCCCUGCAGUGACACGUUACCGCCGACAGGGGGACAGCGAAGCCAGGAUCAGAGCCCAGCAGCAGAGACACAGACAGAGGCAGCAGAGAGAGGCAGAAAGAGCACAACACUUAGCACAACAACAGGAGAAGCAGCAACACACAGAGAUGACCCAGGAAGACGAAAGAGAGAGGGACGAUUCGGCGCUCGCCCGCUCAGCAAGCACAGAGAGCGGCUUCCACACCCAUACGGACCGCGCUGAAGGGGACGAUGGUCUUGUGGUGAUGUCCCUGGAGCCUGAGGGGCAGCCAGAGGCAGAAGACGAGGCAGGGAACUAUGAAGUCCAGCUACGGCCAGAGGCGGAGGGGUACACUGAGAGUGCCGAGGCUGAACAGCAACAUCUCCAUUCGCAUCCCUCCUAUCCUCCUCAGCCGCCGCCACUGCCACGUGAACCCCUGCCUGAUCUCCAAAAUCCCCACAGACAAGAUGAAGCAGAAGAGAUGCUGAACGCUGGCUACUCCAACUACGUCUACACGCAGCCCCUCAGCCACACCGGAGGACGGGCCAAUGUCUCGUCUGGUCAGAGCUCGGAUAGUUUAGACGCCAUCCUUGCAGACGAAGCUUACUCUGAGCCAUAUGACAUUUACUCACUCUCAGAGCAUGUUUAUGAAGAAAUCUGCGACGCCCCUGCAGCAGUUUCAUCGGCCGCAGACGGGGCAGAGGACACAGAGACUCUACAGCAGAGGAGGACCGGCUUUCAGCUGUUGGAGGGACGUGCAGGAGGAGGAGACUACCAUCAGCAGGAGGCCGUGGGUUCCCGUUUGCGCCACUACGACGAACGUUCGGAUGGCGAGUCGGACAGCCCAGAAAAAGAGGCAGAGUUCGCCCCAUACCCACGCGCAGACAGCUGCGACCAGGAGGAAGACAUUGACAGCAUCGUGGCCGAGGUCAAAGAAAGCCUCAGCUCUCAGAGUCUUCAUCGUGCUGCCGAAGACACCAUAGAUGAAGAAAAUGAGCUACAGCAGGGAGAAGACAAACCCGAACCUGAGUCCCAAACAGACUCGGAUAAAAACAACAAAGCUGCCAACCAGGGGAAGCCAGCCAGAAAACAGGUUGCGAGUCCUUCAGAGGAGCUUGUAGCAGUGAGGAACAGUCAGGAGAAGAGGGACGCCAUAUCCCUGGCCAUCAAGGACAUUAAGGAGGCCAUAGAGGAGGUGAAGACCAGGACAGUGAGAUCGCCGUACACGCCCGAUGAGCCAAAAGAGCCUAUUUGGGUAAUGAGGCAGGACCUGAGUCCCACUGCCGAGUGCGAGCUGCAGCCAUCACUGGGGGCUGAUUCUCCUGGUUCCGGCUCGCCCUCUCCUCCAGGAGCAGAGUCGUCCAGCAGACACCUGCUGCAGGAUGACAGCUUUGAGUCAUCUCCCUCCGGUAAAGAGUCCAGGAGAAGCCUUGCAUCUUUUCCCACAUAUGUAGAAGUCCCAGGCCCAUGUGACCCAGAGGACCUGAUUGAUGGGAUCAUCUUUGCAGCCAACUACCUGGGCUCCACACAGCUGCUGUCGGAUAAAACUCCGUCCAAGAACAUCCGCAUGAUGCAGGCGCAGGAGGCCGUCAGCCGCAUCAAGACGGCCCAGAAAUUAGCCCAGAACAGGAAGAAGGCCCCUGAGGGUGAGCCUCAGCCCAUGACAGAGGUGGAUCUCUUCAUCUCCACCCAGAGAAUCAAAGUGCUCAACGCCGACUCACAGGAGACCAUGAUGGACCACCCUCUGCGGACCAUCUCCUACAUUGCCGAUAUUGGCAACAUCGUGGUUCUGAUGGCCCGCCGCAGGAUGCCACGCCCCGACUCUCAGGAGAGCGUGGAGGCCUCAGACCCAGGUCAAGACAGCAAGCGCCAGUACAAGAUGAUAUGCCACGUGUUCGAGUCUGAGGAUGCCCAGCUGAUCGCCCAGUCCAUCGGGCAGGCCUUCAGUGUGGCCUACCAGGAAUUCUUAAGGGCCAAUGGCAUUAACCCUGAAGACCUGAGCCAGAAGGAGUACAGUGAUCUGCUCAACACACAGGACAUGUACAAUGAUGACCUCAUCCACUUCUCCAAGUCUGAGAACUGCAAAGACGUGUUCAUAGAGAAAGCCAAGGGGGAGAUUCUGGGCGUAGUCAUCGUGGAGAGUGGGUGGGGCUCCAUCCUGCCCACUGUCAUCAUUGCCAACAUGAUGCAUGCUGGGCCGGCUGAGAGGUCUGGCAGACUGAACAUAGGAGACCAGAUCAUGUCCAUAAAUGGGACCAGUCUGGUGGGACUGCCACUGUCCACCUGCCAGAGCAUCAUCAAGGGUCUGAAGAACCAGUCUGGGAUCAAGUUAAACAUUGUGAGAUGUCCGCCAGUGACCACUGUACUCAUCAGACGGCCAGACCUCCGCUACCAGCUGGGCUUCAGCGUCCAGAAUGGAAUUAUCUGUAGCCUUAUGCGCGGGGGCAUUGCUGAACGGGGCGGGGUCAGAGUGGGUCACCGCAUCAUCGAGAUCAACAGCCAGAGCGUGGUGGCCACCCCCCAUGAAAAGAUUGUCCACAUCCUGUCCAACGCUGUAGGAGAGAUCCACAUGAAGACAAUGCCUGCAGCCAUGUACCGCCUGCUGACCGCCCAGGAGCAGCCUGUUUACAUCUAACCAGACGAAGCCCUGACCUCAUACACCCUUUAAACUUCCUGCAAUCAUCCGUCAUCCCCCGAGCCGACCCCCUCUACCUGGCCCAGCUCUGCUUCUCCUGCCCCCCUUCUAUUCACUCCUGAUGGGCGAUAGUGAGUACAUGUGCAACUGGUGAAAAUAUGUUUACACCUGGAACAUUUUCAGCAACUAGUAGUGCUCCAGAAUCCUAAAAAAAUGUUCUUCCUGUUUCACUGUUGACACUCUGAAACUCGACACAUUUCACACUUUGAAUUUCGGCAGCAGAUCAUUCAAUCAAGUGUAUCUGUUCAGUUUAGGCAACUAAGACCGACUGUUGAUAGUUGUGCUCAUUGUCAGAUAGAAAAGGGAGAACUUUUCACACACUAGAAACCUUAUUUUUAACGAACAGGAACUGAACCCUGAUUGUAGACUUGAGGGCAAUCUGCACAUCCAGCCCUGACCUUCACACCCUGACUGUAUUUUCUGCCAUGCUGCUAUUUCACUGGCAGAUCACUGCCUGUGUCUUGUUAUAUUUCCGUCUGUUUUAUGUGCAUUUUUCAUGCUGUAGCUGCAUUUCAUGGGACCAAGCUUACUUUCACUCUCCCUACUUCCACUGCAAUCCACUCCAAUCACUGUACAAUGGUGUUCUUUGCACAACACAGAGCUCCCCGCAGAGGGAGUAUGUAAAUCUUGCUGACAAAUGACUGUGUGAGUACACACACUCCCCCUUGUCACAUUCCACAUGUUUGCUGUAUUGUACAAUAGUUGACGCUGCAGCUCCUCAUUUCUAACUCUGCUGUAGUCACGUGUUACAGUCGUUCUGUUUCAGUCCUGUUAGUUUGAUAUGUGUCUCCUCUGUACAUAGCACCAGCUGUAGCUCCAGUCAGCACGU